UUUCUAGAAGUAGUUAGGACCAGCAAAGCAAUACGUGCAGUCACUCGAGUAUAUCGAAAUUUUAAUCAAGGAAUUAUUUAUUGUAACAAUGUAUUUAUUCAAAAUUAUUUAUAGCGAAUAAUAUAUGUGUUUUGUUAUUUGACGGCCAUUAAUAACAUUCAAGAAUCUAUAUAUUUUUAUAAUCAUGGCCUCAGGUAAUUUUUUAACGGUUAAAACUCGUUUAACGGAGUUUAAAAAUAAUUCGGACAAGGAUACAAUAAGUGAGGCAUCAGAAAGCGGCACGAGCAACUCUACGUCAGCUGAAGACCUCCAAAAACUCGCUGUGAUUCUCGGCUUGAAUAGCGUCGAAGAUGUAUACCAAGAACGGUUCCGUGUUGACAGACGCCGGUUGGAGACAAUGCUGGCUGAUAAUUUGGACGAAUCUCAAAUGGCACAAGCUUUCUUCCACCGGAUAAUGAAUGACACUAACACAUUGAUCAACUGGCCGACGCGUUUAAAAAUCGGAGCCCGCUCAAAAAAAGAUCCCCACGUGAGAGUGGCCGGCAGGGUGGAUGAUGUGAAAUUAGCAAGAGAAAAGAUUAUGCAGCUGCUGGAUACGCGGAGCAACCGUGUGACGAUGAAGAUAGACGUCAGCUACACCGAUCACUCGCACAUCAUCGGGAAGGGAGGACUAACAAUAAAACGUGUGAUGGAGGAGACCGGCUGCCACAUCCACUUCCCGGAUUCAAAUCGGACCAGCGCCAUUGAGAAGAGCAACCAAGUUUCGAUCGCCGGCGAUAUGGAACGCGUCGAGAGGGCCAGGGCUCGCGUUCGGGCACUAACUCCACUGGUGUUCUGCUUCGAGCUGCCGAUUGUGGCGCCAUCUCAGCCGCUGCCCGACAUCAACUCCCCAUACGUGCAGCAGAUACAAGAACAAUAUAAUGUGCAGGUCAUGCUCCGCAACCGUCCCAAGCUCCACGCAAACCUUCUGGUGGUGAAGGGAGUACAAUGGGAGGUGCAGGCCACUAUGGAAGCUACAGGCCUGCUCAUGAACUACAUGUGCGGUCAGCUCGCGAGCCAAACCCAUGUCCAAAUGUCGCUAGAAAUCUCCCCCAUCCACCACAACGUGGUCGUAGGCCGCGGCGCCGACCAACUCAAGGUCAUCAUGAAAGGAACCAACACGCAAAUCAUGUUCCCUGAUGCUGAUGAUCCUAACAUACCUGUGAUUAAGAAGAGUUGCGUCACUAUAACUGGACAGAUUAAGGAUGUUUACACGGCGAGGCAGCAGCUUGUGGGAAGCCUCCCCCUGGUAGUGAUCUUCGACGUACCCGAAGAGGCUUGCCGCUUGGAGCCCGACGCAGCCGUCAAACUGAUGCACAAAUACAACGUGUACAUCAACAUCCGCCGCAAACCGAAGCAGGGCAUCGCGUCCGUUGUCAUCAAGGGCAUUGAGAGAUGUGCAGGUGACCUGUACGAAGCACGCAGAGAAUUACUCGGUGGUAAGGAGCCCGUCAUCACGGCAGAGAUCCCGGAAUCCUACAGCAUUCCGGCCUUGCCAUCCAUGCCGUUCGUAUACACGCCAUUCUCUCCGUCGCACCCGACGUCCACCAACUCCCCGUGCUCGCCGUACAACCUGCAGCUGUCCGAGAUGUCCAACUACACCAGUCCCAUGUUUCAGACACCCACUCCAGGAGGCUACCCCAGCCCGCUGUCACCAGUUGCCAUCACACCCCCGGUCUACCCCAACACCUGGCUGAUACCGUCUCCCCAGCCCCGGCCCGGGCAGUUCCACUACCCCAGCAUGGUCAACGUGUACAAGAACAACGCUUGGAACCCUAUGUCAAACGGUCCAGACAUGGGCAGCAUGCAGCCACCAAUGAUGUUGCAGCCCACAUAUCAGCAAAUGCCCGAGGGUCGUCAUACGACGCUGAGCCAGCUCCUGAACUCCAGCUCGCAGGCGAGCAGCGGGUACCAGAGCAAUUUUACCGGAAGCUCCGUGUCUUUAGAUACGCAGAAUAUUUCUGGUGGCGAUAGGAGCAACAUCGCGUCUCCGUCCGUGUCUCCGAUCAGCAAGGGCCACAGUCCGGCGCCUUUGUCCGAGACGGAUCGCUCUCAACAGGAAAUAGCGAGCAUCGUAUCCGAUCUGCCUCUAUCGGAGCGACGCGCGCCAGGCUGUGAGAAGAAGACCCUCGAGACUCUCGGCAAACUGUCGCCUCUCACCGAGUAUCGCAAGAUGAAAGCCGAAGCUAGCAAGGCCAUGCAAGAGAAGGUGGGCAGCAACUACCGCAUGCCGACGACUCGCUGGUCGGGGUACUACUUCAGCCACACCUCCCCCGGACCCAUCAACAUGAAGGAAGAAGUGACCGCUACUCCUGAAAAAGGCUGGAAUAAAUCGGAGCUCGUGCGACCCAAUAUUAUGGAGAAGCCUUCGCCGCCUCAAGCUGCACAAAGUUCGGGGAAGCCUUGCCGUUACCAGCAAUUGUAUGAGCUGCUUCGCGAGAUAGGACUGCAUAAAUACAUUGAUUUGUUCAAGAAGCACGAGCUAGACAUGUCUACGUUUGCGUCUCUCAGCGAGGCUGAUCUGACUGAGAUAGGCGUCACCGCCUUUGGGGCUCGCAGGAAGAUGCUGCUAAUCAUCGCAGAGCUGCAAAAACAAGCGAGCGGGUACAAAGCGGCCGGCGCCGAGCGCAAGCUCGUCACCUCCCCGCAGUACAACACCAGCGCCCUCACGCAGGACAAGUGGUAGCUCGCUCAGUACGGAGUCGGACCAUACACGAGGCCAGUUACCAAAGGAAUCCUAAACACGUUCAUACUCAACCCACGGUCCGCGGACCCCUAGGGCUUUUGACCCUGGUAUUAUCCUUGCCAUCCAAUCACCUUUAGAGUCGCUCCGCGCUAGCGUCUUUUGAGCGUCGGCGUCUAGUCAGCGCUAUGGAAAAUGGCGUCGCUGCGCAGUUGCGCCAACGUUGCGUCGAGCAUCGGCCCUAGAGUUGACUAGACGCUGACGCUCCGGAGACGCUAAUGUGGGGUGGAAGCUUUUAAGCAAAUUCAUCUUGCGGCCCGGGGCUACAAGUGAAAACAGUUUGAGUAUAGCCAUUAUAGCCGUUUUACACGGGACCAGUAAUCAAGACAGUUAACUUAAUAUAGCAUUAAAAAAAUAGACUAGCUUGAUUAGGAUUUUCUUUAUUUAUAUACCAUGGUAACUGACCUCUAAACACUAUUAAUGAUCAUUAGUAAACCUUAUUGUAAGGAGAUAAGCUCUAUUAAUGGUCAAAAGUUUAUUUAUUCCUCAAAGGACGACAAUUUAUAAAUGUCUCUCGUCAAGAUCAGACGCAUUUCGUCAACUCUUAAUGUUUUCAACUGAAACUAUAGCAGAACCUGCACACAAUGCCAAUUUUGUGUAGAUUCUUAGCUCUAUAUCAUUAAGGUAGGUAAUUGCAUAAAAAAAUAGUCUCAGUUUUUAUUCAUAAAGAAAAAUAACCCUCAUUCCACUUCGGUAUGACCAAAAACCUUAUAAAUGUCACAGACAUUGGAUACUAAAGUGACGCUGGACGUUAAGUUUAGAAAACUGCUUACAAAAUGACAAGAACUUACCCCAAACUGCCUGGGGUCCGCAGACGGUGUCUUAUAGACAUUCCCUACACUAGACCGUGUCACAGUGGCAGGCCAGACAUAUAAUAAAAUAGAACCGAAUUACACCUCUCUAAUGGAUGUAUUUUUCUAGCAUUUUCUUGGACAUGCACCGAUAAUUGGCUGCAUUGUCUAUUGUUGUGGACAAUGCCGGAAAAUGCUUCAAAGUACGUCCACGGAUAUAUGCAACUAAAAAACUAAGUUUAUAAUAAAUUGUCGUCAAAUGGGUGUACCAAAGCAGUGCGUAUUUCACAAGAAAACGUCCAAAAAUAUUUAACAUGUUUUCUUACGAUCAGCAAUGCUUACAUUUGAAUUAUUGAUUAGUCUUUCAGUUCUUUAUAUGUUUAGACGUUUUAACAAUAAGAAAUCCGCUCUGUGUUCGUGUAAACGUACAUUUACAAGCAGGAUCGAGAGCUACCUAAUGAGGCUAUAGACAGAACAAUUGUGUAUCACAAAUGAAUAUAAUGACCCAUGUUUUAAAUCGAUGAUAAAUAUAUAGAUUCAACUAAACGACGUGCAAACUUGACUGACGGUCAUAUCUUCAUUUGCUGAUUGUACUUUUUUUAAUACCUCAAUCGUGACCAAAUCUUUGAUUAUUAAGACUGAUUAUGACUGGAGUAAAUAAAGUAACUAAUUAUGUACGCUGAUAAAUAUAAUUUACUCUAAAUCAGUGAUCUCAAAGAAGACUUGUUUAAGUGCCUUAUGCUGCGUUUACAUGGUAGGUAGCUACUAGCUACUGCGUACAACGGCCGAAACUACUAGACAAAUUAAGUACUUUAAAUGAGAUAUCAAGAUAUAGAUAUAUAUUGUUCGCUGUAGCUCGUCGCGCAUUUAAACACAGCUUUAUAAUUAAGAAGAGUAACGCCGCAUUUACAUUCUUGCCAAGCAGAUAUUUUUUUUGUGCUUGGCAAGUUUGUAACUAAAUAAUCUAAAUGCUCAAAUAAGGUACAAUUAUCUAUUUAAAAUACUAGAUGUUCCUAUAGGUUUAGAAUUAAUGGAAUGUCCUUCCUCGCGUAGAUCGCCCGUUGAUUUCUAUGAGAUUUUAUUACAUAUCUAGUUUUAACUUGUUUCCUUUUUAUAGAUUUUUAUGAUAGCUUAAAGCGAUACGACAAUUUUUGAAAGACUAUUGUUGAAGUAAACGGGCCUAGCGCCAAUAAAUUAGUGUUAAGAUUAACUAUAAUAACCUAAGAUCGUAUAAUCAUUUAGCUUUAGAUGAAGCAUGUUUUAUUUCUUGAUUUUAACCAUCCAUUUUUAGCAUUAUGGUGCGACUAAAUAUAAAUUAUUUUCGUUAUUACAUUUCCUACGCACAACUUUGGGAUCGAAUCAAAUUAUUUUUAUUACAUAUUUUUGAUUUGUGUUUUAAGUAGUCACACUACUAUAUAUAAAUUAUAAACUGAAAUAGAUGUUAUAUAUUAAAGAAAAAGUGGCGAAGCCCUCCAGGGUUCAAGGCUUUUCUUUAAUAAAUGACCUCUAUUUCAGUUUACAUUUUCUAUGCUUUUAAUAUUUGAUUAUUUCACUAUUGGGAAUACAGCGACGGUUUCUUUUAUUUCAUUUAUCGAAAAUCAGGAAAAUACCAAUCUUUACUCCUUUUUAAAACAUAUUCUGAAGAAUAUGAUUCUAAAGGAAGCAAUCAGAAUUGGUUUCUGACUAAGAAUAAUCAAAUAUCGAAAUAUUUAGGAUCGCGCAAAUUGACUUGAUUUUAAAAAGGACUCACAUAAGUAAACAGAAUAGAUGCUCACAUACCUUUUAACCUUUUUGUCGCCUUUUAGAAUGUCAUACUUGGUGUUAAAGCUGUUUAGGGUGAUGACAGUGACUGGAACAAGUUUUUUUAGCAUGCGAGUGUUGACCGGGUAGUACUACGAAAAAAAACUGUGGCUGUCCCUAGUAGGAAAAGUUUCAUGGCUAGUACUGUCCGUGUUGGCGCUUGUAUGCCAGUUGCUUGCAUGCCAGCAACUGGCAUUGUAUAAAUCGGCUUUAAUGGAAUAUUGACUAUCCAGGCUCUGGCGGCAAAAAGGUUAAGUGACAAUUUCCAAUGGACAGUCACAAAAAAGCAGUUAUAUUUUAAUCAGUUAACAUUUUAAUAUUUAUCAGUAAUCGUUAUUUAUAUGAUUAUGAAUUUAGGUUUUUUACUUAGUUUUUACAUGUGCAUUUGUAUUUUAACCAUAUUAACAUACUAAUUUAUUGUGAAUGCUUUUUUAAUGAUGUAUUUUCAUAUUUUUGUGUUAGUGGGAAUUGUGAAGUGUUGGUACAUAAUUUUCAUGAUCUAGUGCUGUUUAUUUUUUAAUUCAAUCACCCAAAUUGAACCAUGGAAUUAUGUAUCGAUUCAUUUACUUUUUAUUUGGUUUCUUUUAAGAUCUGAUGUAAUUUUAAUCAUGAACUUGUGAUUUGAUAAAUAGUUUUAAAGUAUGAUUAUGAGAUGUUUAACGUUAUCUUUUAGUGUUUAAAAAUACUAUACAAGCUACUAUUGAUUUGAUAUGUUUAAUUAAGAUAAGUGAUGG
Messenger RNA from Cydia strobilella, 6107 nucleotides. RefSeq names its product protein bicaudal C homolog 1-B (gene BicC). NCBI's taxonomy places the organism in Eukaryota, Metazoa, Arthropoda, Insecta, Lepidoptera, Tortricidae. Gene Ontology annotation, molecular function: protein binding; RNA binding. The transcript is spliced from 22 exons. The record is from RefSeq and is a predicted model, not a curated record. Gene Ontology annotation, cellular component: cytoplasm. The coding region runs from base 185 to 2725 and encodes 846 amino acids.